Messenger RNA from Aplosporella prunicola CBS 121167, 4741 nucleotides. RefSeq lists its product as uncharacterized. The coding region runs from base 200 to 4351 and encodes 1383 amino acids. The record is from RefSeq and is a predicted model, not a curated record. Gene Ontology annotation, cellular component: trans-Golgi network. Lineage: Eukaryota; Fungi; Ascomycota; Dothideomycetes; Botryosphaeriales; Aplosporellaceae. The transcript has 3 exons.
CAAAGAUACCCCGGAUUCCACUUUGCUGCCCCAGCGUGUUGCAGCAGGAAAGAAAAAAAAAGUAGCAAGGAUCGCAGCUUCCCGAGGCUUGAGUGAGCCCAGAGCAGGAGAAAGGUCCUCAUGCCGCUCAUCGCAUCGUGACCCUGCUGCGACACCGUGCACCUCUGCUCCCUCUCUACCUUAGUCCCCAGAUGCAAACAUGGCGAUUGAUCCAUUCUCGCCCAUUGCGCUCGCGCGCAUACGGGUGCUCCUGGUGCCCGUGGGCAAGAUAAAGCGCUCGCGAUUCAUGGGCUUUGUUGAGCGCUUGCAGCCCGAGAGCACGAUACGUCUCGGAGACGUCAGCCCAGAUCCGCGGCCAGACAGAACUAUGUUCUCUCCACAGCGCAACCCGGACGGUAUGUUGCUGUACUAUAUGACGACGUCAAUCCCUCCGCCCUCGUACCUUGCACUGUCUCCGCUGGAGCUUUUCCGCGAGCCGCUCAUGGUCAUCGGGCUGGCCGAUGGCGAGGAGUACGGGGGCCCUCAGGCCGCCGGGUUAGACAGCAGCGUGGCUUUGAACAGGCAGCAGAUGAAGGAUGCAGUCGAGGUGCUGCGCGACCAGUAUCCCAGGGCCCUGGUGCAUAAGGUGCUCUUCUUCGAUAGCUUGUUCUCGUCUUUGCAGACGUGGAUGCCUGAAGAGACGACGCUAGUGCCUCCCGCAUCGCAGUCCAACUCGACCACCCUAAAGACUGUAAUGUGCGAUUUGUCUGCGGUGCUGCUAGCCGAGAUGACAACGCUGGCAAGAUCAUUACAAGCCCUCCCAGAAGUCAACAUCACUGCCACCUCCACCCAACAACAUACCUCAAAUCGUUCAAUCUUCUCCAUUGCACGUCAGCCUUCUUUCGGCUUGGGCUCUCCCGAGUCUCCGGCCUCACGCUCAACCUCGCCGCUCCCAUCAAUCAACACUGCGUCCGCGGUGGCUAAGCGCGCCUCUACUCCUCUCCGGCUAGAACCGCCAGCACGAUCUCCUACCCCCCAAGAUGCCAUCAUGGAAGAUGCCAAGUCGCCUUCAGCCGACGGCCCAGCACUCAGCCCAGCACUGAGCCCCACCGAGGCAACGACCCCAACGUUGCAGCGACCUCGGGCACUGCAAAGAUUCUCCAUACAAGGCUUUGGUUCUGGCAGUGCGGAAGAAAGGGCGAGAGUUAGCAACGAAUGCCGCCGUGGUCUGCUGUCUGCAGAGGUAUCCCUAAUGGCUGGCCACGUUCAAGACGCCUUGGAACAGCUUCGUUUCUCCUCCCUUAGGGCAAUGGACUGUUCCGAUAAUCUUGCUAUCGCAAAGUCCAUAGAGCUGAUGCUGGCAUGCUUCCUCAUACUGCUGAGACUCGGAUCCCCUUUUGAGAUCCCCCCACUCUGUACUUCAGACCCGAAGGGUCCCGUCAUCGAGGGGAGUAAAGAAGUGCUGAUCAAUAUUAUUCCCGAUCUCUUCCAGAACGUUCAGAACUACUACGCUCUGGCUGCUAAGACUGAUAUGAACUGGCCGACACCACUUCUCAUCGCGGAAUGCAAAGUCCGCCACGCGAAGCUCCGUAUCUUUAUAUCGAGAUCCAAAGGCCAAGUAUUGUCAGAGCUCUUCGAUGCUCCGCAAAGGGAGUCGGGUCCGGACCAGGAAGAGCUCCCGCCCCUGAAAGGCGUGUACGGUGGGAUGGUUAAGACCAUAACGGACACCCUUUUUGAGGGUAUAGACCUCGUCAACAGCGCAGCUGCCGCUACCGAUCUUGAACGAGCGGUCAUCUACUCCGAGGUUGCCACUUGUCUAGCAAAAUUAGGUCUUGCAAGAAAGAGGGCGUUUGUGGUAAAGCUUCUCAUAGACGUUCUAAUCCCAGCUUUACUGCAGGCUCGCAAACUUGGAGCUGCAGAGCAGGGCAUACAUCCCGCCACCGGCAUGUUUGCUGGAGGGAUCGCUCAGGCAGAUCGGAAGAGUCCUCACGAUACACUCACCACAUUCCUCGAGGAUUUUACUGGCGCCUAUGGUAUUGCCAGUCGACAGUCGACUUCUCCGCAGGCCGCGGAUGACCUUAGCCAAUAUGGAAGCUUCAUUUUGAAGACGGAUGUCCUCUUGAGAUGCAUCAAUGUUUGCGAAGCGAUGGCGGACCUCGGCGGUGUUCUGAGGUUCUCUUCAACGCUUUUAAACAUUUCAGUGCCACCGGAACCUCCACGCGAGGAUGAAUCGAGUCAUAGAUCCUCCCUGCAUCCCCAGGAACAGGCCCGUCUGCACAGUAACAUCGUGCGAACUGCGCAAGCUGCUGCUGCAUUCGGUUUGCCAGACAUCCAAGCUCGGUACUGGUACGAGCAUCUUGUCCAGAGCGUGGAAUACAGUGCUGCCACUGUACCACGACAGCUCGUCAUGCACAAAAACCCCGAGAAAGAACGUCUUUUGGAGCUCGCCCAGAGGGCUCGUGGUAAUGCAAAGUUCGAAUUUCAAGCCUUUGGCCGACCGAGAACCAGAGAUGGCCAGCCUCCAGGUACGCCUCUUGUCGUAAAUGAGCCGGCUCAUUUCAAGGUCCACCUGCGGAACUCUUUUGCCUUCGAGCAGCCUAUCAAGUCAAUCAAGCUCGUGACCGAGGAGGGAGAGGUUCUCGAAGGAACGACUGAUAAUUCUGUCCACAUCCAGCCACACAGCUCCCAAAGUUUCAUCAUAGAAGUCGUUGCAAGAAGACUCGGCUCAUACAAACUGAGCGGUCUUCGCAUCAAGGUUGAGAAUUGUCACGAGGAGGAUUUCCCAAUAGCUUCCAUUGCGCUUGCACCUCGUUCGUUCGUCAACAGCUUUAAAGAACAGAGAACGAGUGUUGCUACGGUUGACUCCAUAACGAAGCAGCUGAAGCGUGCCAGCACUGAGACGCAUUCUUCGACUAGCACUUCUAAGGAGGUCGUGGAGGAAAAGAUAAUGACCGUCAAUGUCGUACCGGAGCAACCAACGCUAAGGAUGCUUGUUGCAUUAAGACAAGAUACUCUUGAAGUGCUUCAGGGCGAAAGGAAGACUUUCCUAGUGACGAUAGCUCACGAAGCACUUGCUUCUAAGAUCUCGGCCAAACACUUGAGCCUGAGUUUCCGAAAUGACGCGGUCCAGCUCUUCAAUGAAUUGAAGGAUAGCGAGUCAUUGUUGUCUCGUCUUUACGAACUGGAUCGAGCAAUUGAAAUCUCUCAAUGGAGGACAAAGGACAUCCACCUUCCGUCUCAGAUAUUGUCGACCGACAAUGCAACUUUCCAGGUUGAGGUUUACGGCACAACCAAGCUGAGCAAUGGAUUCAUCGACCUGGAAUACUCAGCGACGGAUCCACCUGCAGAAGUUGAAGGGUAUUUUGUCACAACCAGGAUCUCACGACAGAUUCACGUUUCAGUGGAACCCACCAUCCGUUGCUACAAUUUCCAGGUUCUCUCCGGGUCAGAGGCUGAACAUUGCUUCUGGGCGAUGUAUCCGAUGGUCGAGAAAAGGAAUAAUUUCGUCCUGACUUUCUCGUUUGAAAACAAAUCAACCCGCACCCUAAGCGUAGGGACGCAGGGCGAAGAGAAGGGUCUCAUGCUCACCGAUGGGCGCCAGCAGUAUAGGCCUGGCGAACGCGGUCACUUUGCUGUCCUGCUCAAGAAGAUUUUCGUGCCCCAUGGCGAGCAGCCAAUCCCUGACCCUCAAUAUCGUCAAUUCAUCGUCACGGCUGCGAAGGAGACCGACACGAUAUCCAGACAGUGUUUUUGGUACAAGCGCGCUCUUGUGGAUGCCGUUGGAGUCAAGUGGUUUGAGGAAUCUGGGGACGAGGGUACUCGCCAUGGUGACGUCGAUAUCGGUCACUUGGUGUUCUCCCCGGAGUGGCUUGGCCGUAUGAUGGCCGUUCUUGAUGUUAACAUGCGUCUCAUUAACGUCAACGCCUCUGCUCAGGAUCCGCCCGACCCCAUUCCGAUCUUCGAUGUAUCGAAUGAUCACACUGGUACCGAGUUCCGCAGGGUCGAGAUGAGGAAUGUGUAUGAACUCAAUCGCGGAGAGAAAGCCCAUGUGGUGACGGGCCUGAGAAACCUGACGGACCGCCGACAGCGUUUCUCCAUCACACCAACCUUGCGGUUGCUUCCGGAUACUGACGAUGGUCUUACGGCCAGCCAAAUGCUUGCUGAGCUCGACCCAAUUCGGCGCCUUGUGUACUUGGACCCCUACGAGUUGUAUCACUUCAACGCUGAAAUGACUAUGCCGGCGGGCGUGUCGCACGUUGACCUAGGACUCGAAGUUGCUGGCGAGUAUCCUGUCCACGACACGUCCUUGAUGUGUACGAUUAAGGUUUUGGAGGGGGCUGAGGACAGUGUGCCGCAAGAGCAUGGACGAUAGAGGAUCAAAUGGAGGCAGGUGUAUGAAUUGUAGGAGUCAUGACGAAGAUAAGAUGUGUAUGGUGAUAGAAGGUCGAGUUGCAGACGAGGCAUUAGUAGGAAGUAGAAUAGGCGAUCAUCGGGUCAAAGAAGUGUUCUAGUAUGACGGACAUGUUAGCGAGUAACGAGAGUCAAGGGCAUUUUAAGGGAUGUUUAGGGCUAGUAAUCAAGGUUACGAGGAGGGACUUGCUGGUUGCUGCUUUCGCAUUCGAGGAGGGUGAUGGUUGAUCAGACGCACGCGACUGGUCGCUCAAACGGUUAUUGUAUGGCUAGAUAAAGCAUAGUACGAGAGGGAUGUUGCUAGGUAGUAUGUAUAAUAGUUAAGAAGACAAUGAAAGGCUGCUGGUUGCUA